Messenger RNA from Hibiscus syriacus, 1115 nucleotides. RefSeq lists its product as uncharacterized. The transcript has a single exon. The coding region runs from base 35 to 1030 and encodes 331 amino acids. The record is from RefSeq and is a predicted model, not a curated record. NCBI's taxonomy places the organism in Eukaryota, Viridiplantae, Streptophyta, Magnoliopsida, Malvales, Malvaceae.
GGAGCAUUUGGUCGACGUAUAUCGUAUUCUAAAGAUGUGGAAAGCACAAAACUCCGUUUGCCUUUGUGGCCUCUUCCAUUCCGCUUACUCCAUCGCCUACGUAAACCUCGCUAUCUUCGACGCAUCGACCGGUCGAGACGUUGUUCGAGGCCAUGUUGGUGAGGUUGCAGAGCGUUUGAUCCACUUGUUCUGCGUCGUCCCUCGUCAAACUAUGAUACAUGACAAUCUUUUGUUCAAAUACUCCGAUUCUGAACUCAUCGAACACCUUAAGUUAUCCGAGACUUCACCGAAGAACGCCACGGAAAAUGGUAUAUUCGAUAGAAAUGAACCAUGGAGGAAGAAACUGCGAGUUCUUUUAACCGAGGAUGGGAUUGUGGUGGAGAAUAUAAAGAGUGGUGAAGAUGUUUUGAUCACCAGAAAAGUGAUGGGUGUUUUUCUCUUGAUGAGCAUGGCGGAUUACAGUGACCAAUUCUUUGGCUAUCAAGAUCUGUUGUUUGAUAACUUCGAUGGAAAGUUCAAGUUCCUGGGGGAUAACUAUGCUACUUUAUGGCCGGGAGAUGGCAAGCCAGGCCUAUGGAUGAACUCGAUAUCGAAAAUCGGCGCUGUUUAUACUCUAAUACUAAUUAGAGACGAAGCCAUAAUCAUAGAAGAGAAAAAAAGGGUUAAUGACAUCAAGGUCGAGGAAGACAUUGAUGAAGAUCUGAAGCUUGUGGUGCCACCGGUUUUUGAAAACUGCACAAAAGUUUUGGAGCCGAAGGAGCAAGUGGAGGCAAGGGACUUUUAUUGGGAAGCCAUUUGCAAUGGGUCUGAAAGAGCCGAGGAGCUGUUGUUAAGGUGUUGUGAGAAGAACCCGUUUGUGGGGGAGCCGCAUGUGGUGUUGGCUCAGGUUUAUUUGAACCAAGGGAGGUAUGAGGAGGGCGAUAAAGAGGCUGAGAAGGGGGUGAUAUUGAUGUUGGAGUGGGGGGAGUCCUUGGGACAAGAGAAUGUCAUGGGAAGGAUAGAUCGCUUGGGCAAGAGUUUUGUUGCUUAAGGCUAAGGACAAGUCUUGGCCGCUUAGUGCUUGGGGUGUCCUCAGUCUUGGCCUUGUGAGGUAAAGUGAUUGCAGAUUGCAGGCU